GAGGAAUUCAGUGGUCAAUCAUGGCUACCAACUUGCCCCUUCUCAAGUUUCUGUUCUUUCUCUUCUUCUCAUCCUUGGGGACUUCUCAUGCCCAAUACAUCAAACCAGGCGAUACACUUAUUAGCUCCUUUACUAGGCGUUUGCUAGAUUCUCCAAAUGGGAGGUUCAAUUUGGAUGUCAUGUCGGUGGCUAAGUCUAACUACACCUAUUUAGGUGUAUUUCUAGUUUUAUCCAAUCGUACAGCUCAAUGUAUAUGGCAUUUAAGACAAGGCAUUCCUAGUGCUAAUGGCUCUGACGAGGUUAUUUUGGAAAACAAGGAUGGAGCCUUGAGAAUUAGGCGCCAAGGUGGGAUUCCUAUUACACUAUGCUCUUUCGCUACCAAUAAGACUAUCGCUACUUUAUUGGAUUCCGGAAAUUUUGUCUUCAAUGAAGUGUACUCCAAUGGAUCUACAAAGCGGGUGUUAUGGCAAAGUUUUGAUCAUCUGGACGACCAACUUAUUCCCGGAAUAAAAUUAGGCGUCAACCAUAAAACUGGUCAAAACUGGUCACUUACAUCAUGGUUAACUUCGGACACCCCAAUUCCAGGGGCUUUCACUCUUGAAUGGGACCCCAAGGGACAUGAAUUGGUGAUUAAACAUCGAGGGGUGGUUCAUUGGAAAAGUGGAGUCUUGAGAGACAACCAAUUUGAGAAUAUUUCACCACAUCUAACAUCUAUGUAUGAUUUCAACGUUGUCUCAAAUGGGGAUGAAGAAUCCUUCUCUCUCAAGUAUAAAAAUCAAAGUUUACCACAAACGUGGUGGAUUCUUAGUCCUACGGGGCAAUUAGUGGAAGAUUCCAUAAAUGGCAAAGUAUUGAUAGCCGGAGAACAUAAUUGUUACGGAUAUAACACUGAUGGAGGAUGCCAACGGUGGAAUCAGCCAGAGUGUAGGCAUAAUGAUGGCACAGUUGAUUUUAAAAGUGGUGUUUUCACUGAUAUAGAAGACCACUUUUAUACCACUCCAAACACAAAUCUUUCCACCAGUGAUUGUAAAGUUAGUUGCUGGAACAACUGUAGCUGUGUGGCUUUUUAUUCUCUAUAUGAAAAUGCAACAGGGUGCAAAUUUUGGACAAAUAUGACGAACUUCAUUCUUGACGAUUCAUCAAGAUCAGAACGUCUCUAUAUCAUAACGCCAGAGACUUCAAAUUCAGCGAAUCCCAAUAAUAUAACGCCGAAGGCUUCUCAAAGUGGAAAAAGCAAGUGGAUAUGGAUUGGUAUUGUAAUUGCCAUUGCUUUUGUAACUUUUUCCUGUAUAAUGUGCUACUGCUGUCUACUAAGAAAGAGAAAAGUUGUGCUUCAAGGACAUAACAAAACCACGGAAGAAAUAGAAUUGCGUAAUUUAAUGAUUUCAAAUAGAUUUGAUGAUGUGAAUGAGUUUCCAAAUGAUGGAAAGAAUGGAUCUGAUAUAACUAUAUUUAGUUACGAAUGUAUCAAGGUUGCCACUAACAACUUCUCAUUAGAAAACAAGCUUGGAGAGGGAGGUUUUGGACCUGUCUACAUGGGAACAUUGCUAACAAGUCAACAAAUAGCCAUAAAGCGACUAUCAAGAAAUUCAGGGCAAGGCAUAAUUGAAUUCAAGAAUGAGUUGAUACUCAUAUCUAAACUCCAACACAUGAAUCUUGUUAAGCUUUUGGGUUGUUGCAUUUUUGGAGAAGAAAGGAUGCUAGUCUAUGAAUACAUGCCCAACAAAAGCUUGGACUACUUCCUAUUUGAUUCAAAUCAAAGCAAGCUACUAGAUUGGAAGAAACGUUUCAACAUAGUUGAAGGAAUUGCUCAAGGUUUGAUCUAUCUCCAUAAAUAUUCAAGGUUGAAAGUAAUUCAUAGAGAUCUAAAAGCCAGUAACAUACUCCUUGAUCAAAGUAUGAAUCCGAAGAUUUCUGAUUUUGGCAUGGCAAGAAUUUUCAAGCAAAAUGAAAUGGAAGCAAAUACUAAUAGAAUUGUUGGGACAUACGGUUACAUGUCCCCUGAAUAUGCUAUGGAGGGUGUGUUCUCUAUGAAAUCAGAUGUUUAUAGCUUUGGAGUUUUAAUGCUUGAAAUCGUGAGCGGUAGAAAAAACAACAGCUUCUAUGAUGAUAAGCAUGCACUCAAUCUAGUAGGAUAUGCAUGGGAUUUAUGGCAAGAAGGUAAAGGGCUAGAGUUAGUUGAUCCGACAAUAAGGGAGUCAUGCGUCGAAUAUCAAGUACUGAGAUGCAUUCACGUUGGUCUCUUAUGUGUGGAAGAUGGUGCAAUUGAUCGCCCUACCAUGUUAGAUAUGUUGUCUAUGUUGACAAAUGAAAGUACACAAUUACCAUUACCUAAAAAACCAGUUUUUUCUAUUGGAAGGAAAUCAAUUGUGGCAAAUAUUCCUAACAAAGAACCUGAAGUUUAUACGGUGAACGACUUGUCCAUUACUGAUAUGGAUCCCCGAUAGGAGAUUGAGCGUUGAAGCUCUGAAAGAAGAUUUGACGCAACCAGAAAUUUGUGGAUUCGCAAAGACUUGAUCACUAGCUAUUAAGUAAUGCUUGGAAGUUUAUUUGUAGUUUGGAGAUUGUUUUCAUUAGAGCUUUGUUUUUUUCUUGUAAUAUUAUUUACUAGUCGGAGUUUUUGAGAGUGGAACUCGUAUA
Quercus lobata is the source of this 2640-nucleotide messenger RNA. RefSeq names its product G-type lectin S-receptor-like serine/threonine-protein kinase CES101. Bases 21 to 2447 code for a protein of 808 amino acids. Lineage: Eukaryota; Viridiplantae; Streptophyta; Magnoliopsida; Fagales; Fagaceae. The transcript is spliced from 8 exons. Gene Ontology annotation, molecular function: ATP binding; protein serine/threonine kinase activity. Gene Ontology annotation, biological process: protein phosphorylation. The record is from RefSeq and is a predicted model, not a curated record. Gene Ontology annotation, cellular component: plasma membrane.